Molecule: messenger RNA, 573 nt
Organism: Rotaria sp. Silwood2
Lineage: Eukaryota; Metazoa; Rotifera; Eurotatoria; Philodinida; Philodinidae
Source: the annotation of a GenBank genome assembly
AUGCAAUUUGUUCAAUUUAAUUCAAAACGUAAUCAACGUCAACGAUGGCAACGAUUUUGGCCAACAUCAUUACUCGCUUUAAUAGCAAUAGUUGAAAUAUUAUUGACAAGUAUUAUUAUUGGUCUGGAAUUUUGGAUCUGUUGUUGUGUAAAAUCACUAAGUUGUGCAACAUAUGUACUAAUUGUACAUUUUAUUUCGAUUGCUGCAUCAAGCGUUCUUUUAUUUUAUGAUGUUCUAUUUCUGCGUAAUCCUGAUAUAUGCUUGUGGCCAAACAACUUGUGCAGUGGAGAAUCAUUAAAUCUUAAAUUCUUCAAUAUUAUCUUAAGUAUUAGCACAGAUAUUCAUUGGAUUAAAUUUAUUUUAAUUAAAAUACAAAUAACUUGUGCUUCAGUUAUGAUCGCUAUUUGUUUAGUUUAUAUUGGUAUCUAUGUUUAUACGCAUGUUAAAGUUCAUACGAAUAAUAGAGUAAACGAUCCACACACAGUCAUUGAACUCGGUCGUAUACAGUCGCCACCUCCACCUUAUUGGCCACCACCACCACCAAGAGAGUUACCACCUUCAUCUGAUUUUUAA